Messenger RNA from Mycena citricolor, 1247 nucleotides. Lineage: Eukaryota; Fungi; Basidiomycota; Agaricomycetes; Agaricales; Mycenaceae. The record is from the annotation of a GenBank genome assembly.
CCCCAAUCUCACCGUUUGCUACUAUCUUCGACGUUUCAUUCGAUCAUGAAGAGCACUACGAAGCUCGCAUUUGUUCUCGGUGUAUCCAUCGCCUUUUUUGUAGCUGAGAUUGCCAUAGGGUUCCGGACGAAGAGUCUGGCAUUGAUUGCAGAUGCGUUCCACUAUCUCAAUGACAUCGUGGCAUAUGCUAUUGCUUUUGCCGCUGCAUACUUACAAGACAAAGGACACAAUACUGUCGGGUUUACGUACGCCUUCCACCGUGCCGAACUAGUUGGGGCCUUCUUCAAUGGGGUGUUUCUGCUUGCCCUGGCGCUGUCGAUAUUCCUGCAGUCCCUGGAGCGAUUCGUGCACAUAGAGGCCGUUGAAAACCCCGUUCAAGUGAUGAUUAUCGGCUGUGUUGGCCUCUGCCUCAACAUCAUCAGUGUUCUUGUCGUGCAUGACCACGGUGGACACGGUGGACACAGCCACAGCCACUCCGGGCCAGCGUCUGCUUCUCCGAUCCCUAUGGAGCGACACUCCCAUGACGGUAGUGUCCAUGCGCAACAUCACCACACCUUGUUCCCUCCCACGCAGAAGCUCCAGUCGGACCUGGGCCUCUUCGCCGUUUUGAUCCAUCUGCUUGGUGACGCAGUCAACAAUCUUGGUGUGAUUGUGGCUGGGAUCUUCAUCUGGAAACUACACUCUCCGAACAGGUUUUAUGCCGACCCUGCAGUCUCUCUUGGGAUCAGUCUCAUCAUAUUCGGGGGUGCUAUCCCGAUGACAAUCAAAGCUGGCCGUAUAUUAUUAGAGGCAGCCCCUGUAGAGCUCGACCUAGACAAAGUGCGAGAAGACUUGCUCGCCUCUCCCGCUGUCCUUGCCAUCCACGACUUGCACGUGUGGAUUCUCUCUCGCUCCGUCAUCCUUGCUUCGUUGCAUGUUUGUGUGCCAGAAGGAACAACGAUCGAGGACUGGGAGCGCACCGAACGCGGACUGCAGCACUGUUUCGCAGCAUACGGGGUCAACCACGUCACGAUUUCACCGGAGGUAUUCAAACCCUCCGCGUCUCCGACCCAAAUCAGCGACAUCAUCUGCAAAUCCGCGUCUCAGUCGGAAGGCGGUACAGGUUGCACCGUCAAAGAAUUGAGGCAGCGGGCACCGGCUGGCCAUGCGUGACACAAAAGCGGCGGGAUGUACAUCUGGAGAUUAUAUCUUAGAUCAAAAACUGUAUCCAACAAUGUGUAUCAUUCAAAUGUCUACUUUGAGGACAG